GGGAAUGUUAAUUUUGAAAACAAAUACAAAAAUAAUUUGUCUGUCUUCAAAUUAAUAUAUUUAUCUUCUUAAUAUGUCCUCCUUAUAUCAUACAGAAACAUACUUAAAUCUGAGAGAAUUUAAACUUUCUUUAGAGGUUCUCUGUCUAAGAUCACUCCAAAUUAUACUUAUGUUGUCUUCAAUUAUUUUAAAGUAAUUUUUUAUUUUGAAUGUUUAUUAUUAAUUCUGGUCUUUUGUUAAAGAUUAACUACUGUAUAUAAAAUUAUGAGACUUCAUUAAAUAGUUAUUUAUGAUUUAAUUUUUUUAAAUAUAUGGUUUCAUCUUGUUCUGAUUUAGUAACUUGCAUCUAUUAAUUAUUGUGUACAAAAAAUUAUCUAUCUCACUUUUUUAGGCAGGAAUGUAUGAAGCUAUGAAUGACGUAUAUAAAAUAUUAAUACCAAUAGCCGAAGCUCAUCGUGAUUAUAAGAAACUAGCAAAUAUACAUAGUAAAUUACAUGAAGCUUUUACAAAAAUAGAUCAACAGGCUGGGAAAAGAGUUUUUGGUACAUAUUUCAGAGUAGGAUUUUAUGGCAAUAAAUUUGGUGAUUUGGAUGGAGAAGAAUUUAUAUAUAAAGAACCGACCCUCACAAAAUUACCAGAAAUAUCAAACAGAUUAGAAAGUUUCUAUUCGGAAAGAUUUGGUCCAGAAUUUGUUGAAGUAAUAAAAGAUUCCAAUACUGUUGAUCCAUCAAAACUGAAUUCUGAGAAGGCAUAUAUACAAAUUACAUACGUAGAACCAUAUUUUGAUAUGUAUGAAUUGAGAGAGAGAGUAACAUACUUUGACAAAAACUAUAAUAUUAAACGAUUUGUCUACGCAACUCCAUUCACUGCCGACGGACGAGCUCACGGAGAUCUGCACGAACAGUAUAAACGUAAAACAAUUGUUACAACAGUAAAUACAUUCCCUUACGUAAAAACAAGAAUUCAAGUGACAGAAAGAAAACAGAUCGUACUGACUCCUAUUGAAGUUGCAAUUGAAGAUAUACAAAAGAAAACAAUGGAACUAUCACUUGCUAUCAAUCAAGAUCCAGCAGAUCCAAAAAUAUUGCAAAUGGUUCUUCAAGGUUGUAUGGGAACAACAGUUAAUCAGGGUCCUAUGGAAAUAGCUAUUGUUUUUUUAUCGGACCUUGUGGAUGGUCAGAAAACACCUACUCCAUUACAGAAUAAACUUCGAUUGUGUUUUAAAGACUUCUCAAAAAAAUGCAGUGAUGCAUUGAGAAAAAACAGAACUCUAAUUGGUCCAGAACAACGAGAUUAUCAGAAAGAACUAGAAAGAAAUUAUCACCGCUUCACCGAUCGCCUUAUGCCCAUGAUAAGGAACAACGGCAUGACGGCCCUCAGAAUACACAGAGAAACAAAUGGAGAGAGAAAGCAAAAGAAAACAAGUCCAAUUGUUUAGCACCAAGUAUGCUAAAAUUUAAUUAUUGAACAUGAAUUUUAUUUCUAGUCAUUUUUAUUGUACUCGUAUUUAUUU
Messenger RNA from Centruroides sculpturatus (bark scorpion), 1513 nucleotides. Its product is annotated as dedicator of cytokinesis protein 7-like. Lineage: Eukaryota; Metazoa; Arthropoda; Arachnida; Scorpiones; Buthidae. Gene Ontology annotation, molecular function: guanyl-nucleotide exchange factor activity. The transcript is spliced from 9 exons. Bases 398 to 1438 code for a protein of 346 amino acids. The record is from RefSeq and is a predicted model, not a curated record. Gene Ontology annotation, biological process: small GTPase-mediated signal transduction; positive regulation of GTPase activity.